Molecule: messenger RNA, 3784 nt
Organism: Sphaeroforma arctica JP610
Lineage: Eukaryota; Ichthyosporea; Ichthyophonida
Exons: 2
Coding region: 1-3189 (1062 amino acids)
Source: RefSeq, a predicted model, not a curated record
AUGUCUGAGGCAGUUGACGCAAAAGUGCGACCAUGUGACGCAAUUCAACAUGCUGCUUCGACAUGUACCCAGCCAAAUUCAAACACAGAACUUGGGGAAACAGGUCGUUCUCUGAUUUGCGAACCGGUGAAGAUGACAUCCCAAACUGUUACGGAAGGGGUCGUACAAAUACUUAGUGUAUCACAUGCAAGCGGGGAAGACUCCACGCCGUUUAUAAGCUCAGCAGAAUCGUCACCUAAUGAUAUUACUGAUAAUGUCAGUGAAAGCCUGAAAAUAGAGCGUAAACCGUCGGCCAAAUGGACGAACAAGAUGAGAAGGAAUCUCAGUAAUUGGAUUCGUCAUAGAGACAAGGCUAUAAGUAGCAAUACUAUUGGUAACGAUCAUAAUGAAGAAAGAGUAGGUAAAAAGUGCAUUGAAGUUAGCGAUACUCUUGCUGAAAGGGUCCCAGCACAUGGAAAGGAAAGGCUGGCUGAGCGGAACAAGGCUGGACACCUUGAUGAUAGUACACAAACAGAUAGAACAGAUAAUAAUAUAGAACAUACACAACAAAUAGACAUUGAAUAUAGGGCUUUAAUAGCCCGACAACUGUCAGCGCCACAACCAUUCCAUGAUUUUUCCCAAGCAAAUAACGCCACUGUCGACAUGCAGUCAUUCAAAGUGUCAGCUCGACGCGUACGGAAAGCAUCCGCCCCGGACACGGCCGGUGCCAACAGUCAGUAUCUCAAUAGGCUUUUAGACGGCGAAACCGAACCCCUGGGGACGCCAAAAUAUAUCAGCCGGGAUGCGUACCGGAACGAAAGAUUAGUUAACAACGGAAACAAAGGAGAGAUCCUGCACCACAGGGCAGCUCGUGACCAGAAAUUCGUAUUCAAUAAGAUAGCCAUCGCCCAAGAUAGUAGCCGGAAGUACUUGCUCAGUAAGAGUGCUGCCAGCCUAAUCUCACCGACGUCUGCACCCAAUAUGACCCCUUCCGCUCCCUCGAGCGCCAACUCAAUGGAUAUCCGAAGCUUGAGUAGAGACCAGAUAUGUCCACGGCAGGUACAAGCCAUUCCAGCCAACUUGGCAAGCCCCAGAAGUGGUGUGAUGACGAGCCCUUGUAGUCCUAGGCGAAGCUCGAUACGACGCAGAAUGACUUACGAUGAUCGGUCAGGCUCGCUGGUGCUGAGAUCUGUAGCAAGUGAAGCACCGCUCAGAGACGUGCGCUCGAGCCCGGUUAUGCAAAUAUCCUCGCCCCGAAAUAGAGACAUUUCUCCCAGAAACAUGGAUUUUAUGUCGCCCAGAAAUAGAGAUGUUUCUCCUAGAAAUAGCGAUUUUCCGCACGGAAACGGAGAUAUGUCUAGUGUAAAGAAAAUUGAUAUCGAUUCAAGACGACUUAGGAAUGUGAGCAGCGCUGAACCCUCAGAUAAUUCGUCUAGUUUUCUAGUUCACGACUCGGUGAAACGAAGCUCCUCGGAUCGCAUGUUCGGGUCCAAGAAUGGCGCUAACCCCAAUCUGAAGUUGGGACAAGCGGCGCGAUGGAUUCCAUCAGAUAACGAUGACAGUACAGGCCCGCCCUCAAGGGGCUCGUCUUCGACUACUAGUACUUCUUUAACGGGUCGUAAAGAAACAGAUCAUGAACAUACCUUUGGAGACCCAAAAAAUCGAGAUUCACACCUGUCCAAGUCCCUGCGACAUUCUUUCAAGAGGUGGCUUCCUGGGCGCAAACCCCGGUCCAAGUCCACGUCAGAUGCGAUGGGACAACAUCCGAAAGCGGCAGUGGAGUUGCUGCAAGAGCGCAGCGAGAGUAGCAAGAUAAACUCGCCACUAGAACUGCAGAAAUCCAUGUCGCUCUCCGCCGCGGACCAGCAAACACACGCAGGCACACAUACAUCAGUACACGUGCCCAUAUCUAACCCGAAUACUAUGACAAACCGGUCACAGUAUAUUUUAUCCUCAUUUUCGAUUAAGACUCAAAAUACGAACGCUCGCGGUCAGAUCUCCGUCGUACCCGCGGUGGCACGCUCCCGCACCUACUCCCCUAGCUACCAUACACCACAGGGUGCACGAGAUGCUUCUCCUCUUAGUCUCAGUGGGAGCCCCUUUUGUAUGCGACGGAGGUCUUUUGCUCAGCCACAGCGGGAUAAGCCUCUGCGGCUACUCACAGCUGCCCAGGCAGCCACCACCGACUCGUUGCCUGGAACAUUCCGUCAGCAGCUGAGUGGUGGUCUCAAGCGAGCGUGGUUGUUCAGUUCGGGGUCUGCACCCACUAGUCGGAGGAUGAGUGAGGCAAGCCCUCAAUCUUCAACUGUCUCAGAAGACGAAGAACUGAUCUAUGACGUUGAUCCAGCCAGCAACAAUUCACGUUUGCCAGCAGAGCAAUGCAGCGAAGCGACGGUACGUGCCAUGCAGAAUUUCAAUUCGAUUACAGACGCUGGGGGACAGUGGCAUACCGGAGCGAAGCGGAGUAGUAGUCUGGGCACAUUUCCGACACCCUCACGGAGUAUGUUACAGCAGUACACAUGUCGUCUGGAUAAGUACAACUCAACAGGGACCACCAGUGGGAGCAGUUCUACCUCCUUGGAUAUGGCAUCAGAGCGGAGUUCGACCGCCGAGUUCGCGCGUUCUUGUGACGGGAUCUUAGAUUGUGCAAAACGGGUCAACACCGGUACAAAUAUUGGUUUUCAACUAUGUGAUGGGGAAGCCAAGCCGGUGAGUAUACGUAAGGGUAUGUCCUCGAACAGCGAAGACACUUACCUUAAAACGAGUAUGGAAGGUCUUGGCUUGGAAACUAUCAAUGACGAUGAAGUUCUGCACAAUGCCGACCUCGGAUACGGUGUCUACGAACGGAAUACUAGUGUACCCGAAAUAUAUAACGACUACCAUUCCGAUUACUAUGAUGAAAUCACCAGCGGUUGGGAUAGCUGUGCGUCCAACUACGAUGGCAUAAUCGAGAACUUUGCCCUGGACGAAUUGCAUAUGGGCGAGUGCUAUGAUGAAGAAGAAAUGCUGGGGAUGAUUACCGAGACUGAAGACGAAGAUGUCCAAACAGAACUAGAUCCCGGGGAAAUGUCGGCCGCUGAGGCCACCCGGGCGUCGAAGAUCGCUACGGCAAAGGUUGCAAAACAUUACAGUAGGGGCUCCGACCUCUCCAAGUCAAUGUAUAAUCUACGGUUAUCCACAGAUGCAAUCUCUGAGCUUGCUGAACAAUAACCAUAAAUAUCGCUCUAGGGGCGAUUUGAGCUUGCUGUACAAUAACCAUGUAUUGCUCUAAUGCUGUAAUAACUAUGCUCUAAUGCUGUAAUAACUACAUGCCAUGCUGUGAAUGUGUGUGAUAUAGUGUCCCAUUGGUGAAAAUUUACCAAUCCAGCACUGCAAGCUGGGUAAUCAAACGCGCUUCACAGAGCGGCAUUAGGCUUGGAUAUCACGAAGUGGAAGAUUGUGGGCAGGUGAACUACCGGCCGACGAGCGUAGAAGGAGGAGGGUGGCUCGAUCCGCACCAAGUGCACGAAUAAUAUACAACAAGUGCUGCGAUCUGAUAUCUACGUACUUCGCAUCCGUUGGAGAGGACAAAUUAUACUCGUCUCUACCGCGACAUUGCACAGAACAAUUGUGCCAUAUACCGAGGAGCUAGUGCUGAUAGACUAGGGAAAGAGAUGGUUCAAAAAUAAAUUUAGUAGUAUUAUUUAACCGGAAUUUAGGAUGAUAUAUAGAACCGCGGUUAUGAAAUGGACAUAUGUAUAUAUAUUUAUAAACUUCUCACACACGCGCACAUACACACACACAUAUAUAUUUAUAUAUAUGUUGU